Molecule: messenger RNA, 3546 nt
Organism: Thermothelomyces thermophilus ATCC 42464
Lineage: Eukaryota; Fungi; Ascomycota; Sordariomycetes; Sordariales; Chaetomiaceae
Exons: 3
Coding region: 1-3546 (1181 amino acids)
Biological process (GO): positive regulation of DNA-templated transcription; protein import into nucleus; mRNA export from nucleus
Cellular component (GO): nuclear pore outer ring
Molecular function (GO): structural constituent of nuclear pore
Source: RefSeq, a predicted model, not a curated record
AUGUCUAAACCUUUCAACUUCCACAUCCCCUCCUCCAACAGCGUCUUCGGUUUCAGCCCGGACAAGAGCCGGGAACCGCUCCUCCCUUCCACCCCCGACCGGCAAAAGAGCAACAAGACCAACCUGUUCCAGCAAACAACGACGAGCAACCGCUCCACGACCCCGGCCGGACCCCCGCCCCGGGGAGGGCGGGCGGACGACCAGCAAGAUGACGACCAUGACCUGUCGACGGCGAGCUUCACCCCGGCCGGCGCGCCGUCAGCCAGCUACCUGGGGAGCUCCAUCCUGAAGGGCAUCUCGUCGACCGCGAAGGACGCGCCCGCGAGGGGCCUGUUCACCUCCGGGGUGAGCGGCGCCGGGAAGGGUUCCGCGUCGCCCAAGGGGCUGUUCACCGGCGGCGGUGCGGGCGCCGGCAAGAAGGAGGAGGAGGAGGAGGAGGAGGAGGAAGAGCCACCAAGGGGCCUGUUCACAGGGAUCGGAGGUGGGUUCGACACCGCUGGCGGGUUUACCGGCACCGGGGACGUUAAGAAGAAGAAGAACCUAUUCUCCGGGAUCGGGCUGGGCGGCGCGCAGCAGAGGCGGAACACCCCGCUGGGCAGGUCGAUCCGCGGGCCGGGCCACGCGAGACAGCCGUCGCGCCUGAGCCGGGCCGUCGGGGUGGACGAGCAGGACGGCGAGAGCCCGAAGCGGACGACCGCCCACGGCCAGGGCAAGACGUUUGGGGUGCCGUUUGAUGACGACGAUGACGACGAGGAGGAGGAGGGUGAUAUGUGGCUGGAUAUGCCGUCGACUGCCGAGACCGGGGCGGACCAGCCGGCGGCUGGGGAGGUGUCGGAUCUGUUGAUGCUGGCAACGCCCGCGGCUACGGAGCGGGUGCGGCGCGAGGCCGAAGACAUAUUCCGCGCGUCGUCGUUCCGGGCCGGCGGGGCCGCGCGGAGGAGUGAGUACCGCUACGCGGCGCUCGCCAAAGACGCGUAUCAGCAGAUGGGCACUGCGCCGGUCACGGAGCCGCCGCAGGUCAUUCUGGGGACGGAGGAUCUGCUGUCGAGGCUGUACGACGAAGGGGUGGGCGAAGCGGAGGACGAGCAAAAGAUGGAUGACACCCUCGCGACGGCCGCGGCGCAGCUGGCUGCUCUCUGGAGGGAACACGUCGACGAGCUCCCGCGCCCGACCGAGGACCAUGCCGCCGAGAUAGGGCCCGGCCCGCACGCGACCCCGUUCGAGAAGGCCAACUACCUCGCCAACCUGGCGCUGCAGAUCCACCACACCCGGUACGAGGAGGGCGGCCUGAUCCGCGCGGAACCGCUCCCUCAGACCCUGUUCCGCUGGCUGAACGAGUACCACGACAUGUACGGCAGCCAGGUUGACGACAUCCUCCGGCACCGGCCCAGCCCGGCAUGCCACUCGCUCUUCUGGCAGGCCGUCUUCAUCGCCCUGCUGCGCGGAAAGGUCGGCGAUGCCGCGAGGCUGCUCGACCAGGCCGGUUGGGGCCACGUGCGGCGCGGCCAGCGCGGGGAGUACGCCUACGUCGGCCAGGCCUUGGAGAACGUGCAGCGCGCCGUCGACGAGACGAUCGCGGUGCUGGAGAGCUGCCCCGGCUUCGACGGCAACUGGGAGAUCUGGAGCAGCGACUGGACCCUCUUCCGCGUGCGAGCCCGGGGAUUGCUCGAGCACCUCAGACGCUUCGCCGAGGGCAAGGACAGCGCGUUUGGCGCAUCGGCCUUUUCGGCAUCUGCCGCCUCGGCUCAGAGCAGGCAGUCCAUGGCCGGCCUGGCCAGGCGCGCCGAGAGCCAAGUGCCAUGGGAGAUCUACGAGAACCUGAACAUUGUCUUUGACAUUGUCCUCGGGCAGCAGGGCGCCAUCCUGGAAGCGGCGCAGGACUGGCUAGAGGCCACGGUCGGCCUGUUCGGCUGGUGGGACGAGCGGGCAUCCCGAACGGAGAAGCCCCUCUCCACGUCCCAGUCCCUGUCGCGGUCGCAGGCUCUGGUCCUCGCUUCGGCGCCUGCCAACUCGGAGAGCUAUCUCGACCGGCUUGCGCGCGCCUUCCAUACGGCGGUAGAAUCCGACUUCCACUUCAACUCGCAGAACGCGGUCGAAAUCGGCAUGGCCUGCGUCUUCGAGGACAACAUCAAGGGCGUCAUCGGCCUGCUCCGGGGCUGGUCGCUGCCCAUCGCCGCCGCCGUGGCCGAGAUUGCGUCUCUGGGCAAAUGGCUGCCGCCUCACCGGCCUUCCGGGGUGUACGGACUGGAGGACCUGGACAUGGACGACCUGGAGGUGCUCGGCAUGGAUCCGGGCGCCCCGGACGAGGUCGACGGCAUCAAGGACAGCACGCUGGUCCAAUAUGCCCAGGCGCUGGCUGACUACGAGGGCCUGUCUUCGGUCCAGGACAGGUCGGGCACUUCGAAGGACGGCUGGGAGCUCUCGAUCAGCGUCCUCGGCCGCAUGGACUCGCCGGAGCGGUCCGAAGAGAUGGUGAGAGACCUGGUGGAGCAUCUGGUGCAGCAGCUGCACGUGGACUCGAAUGCGACGGUGGACCGGUUGUGGUUCUUGUUGAAUGAGCUCGGCAUGAUCGAGUUUGCCGAGGAUACGACAGAGACCUACGGAGACAUCCUCGCCCGGGAUUCCCACCGCUACGGCGAGGCCAUGUGGUACUACGCCCUCGCCCACCGACCAAACAAGGUCCGCGAGGUCAUGAACCUGCUCACCUCGUACUCCCUCAUCCAGUCGACGGCGUUCCCGCCGGCCAACGACCUGGACGACUACCUCUACAAGCUGCUGAACGACCGCAAGAACACGCUGGAGCAGUGCGCCAGCCAGGACAUGGAGGCCGCCGAGCUCCUCGGCAAGAUGCUGAGCGGCUACGCCUCGCUCCGGCAGUUCUACGACAUCCGCGACAACGAGGACGCGCUGCCCCACGCCACCCCGCUGUCCCGCCGCAAGCAGGCGGCGACGGCGCUCAUCAGCGUCAUUGCCAGCUCGGACGACAACAUCCGCGGGGGGUUGUACGACCAGACGCGCGACGGCAUCGUCAGCGAGGACUUCUUGCUGGCCCUGCUCGGCGAGGCCCUCGUGUUCGUCUCGGACCCGGACAACACCAACGUGCACCACGGCCAGCUGGCCACGCCGGUCAUCACGCUCGACCAGAUCGACGUCCUCCUCAAGGCCAUCGAGGACCUGCAGGCCGUCGGCAGCCGGGUGUACAACGCGUGCGACGAGUUCCUGCAGCUGGUCCUGGCGUCGGCGCCGGGCGGGCUCAAGGGGAGCACGCCGGCGGACCUGCUCAAGAAGAGCGCGGGGCCGGGGCCCGGCGGGUCCGGCAACGCCAUGCUGGCGGGCAGUUCGCUCGUCGCGAGCCAGCUGCAGCGGUCGCUGAGCGGGACCGGCGGCGGGCUCGGCAAGGUGGCGGUCAAGAGGAGGGGGUGGGACUGGCGGUCCGAGGUGACGGCCAAGACCAAAGGGGAGGACAUCAUGAGGAGGUUGCGGCUGGGACUGGCCAAGGACUUGGCGGGCUUGUGGCUGGCCGAGGCGGAUGAGAUGGUUUGGUAG